AGUGUGCGUGUCACUACUGUUGGCAAAAGUUCCGAUCUCGAAAAUCCGUCGCUCGGAGUCUGGUCAACGGUGUUCGGACGCCGCAGCCUUCGCUCAAAGCGUAGUUCGAGCAAGGCGUCAUCAUGUAUGCUCGCAAAGACAGGAAGGAUGACGAUGAUUCCGCUCAAGGCGGGAAUAAGUGGUCCGGCGAGAGGAGUUCUGUGCUCCAGGAAGCUCGAGUCUUCAACAAGAGUCCUCUCGACCCGAAGAAAUGCUCACAAGUCUUGACCAAACUUCUCUACUUGUUGAACCAAGGCGAGAAGCUAUCGGCUGCCGAGGCCACAGACACGUUCUUCGCCAUGACGAGACUCUUCCAGUCAUCCGAUGUCAUGCUCAGGAGGUUGGUCUACCUGGGCAUCAAGGAGCUUGCGAGUACGGCAAACGAUGUCAUCAUCGUAACCUCGUCUCUGACCAAGGAUAUGACAGGGAAGGAACAGUUGUACAGAGCGCCUGCGAUUCGAGCACUUUGCAAAAUUGCUGACGCCGGAACUCUCCAAGCAGUGGAGCGUUACAUGAAGCAGGCAAUCGUCGACAAGAAUGGAUCCGUAGCCUCAGGUGCUCUGGUAUCCUGUCUCCAUUUGCUGAACCAGGGCUGUGCAGAUAUCGUUCGCAGAUGGCCCAAUGAGGUCCAGGAAGCUCUGAACUCCGAUGAUGCAAUGGUGCAAUAUCACGCUCUGGGACUGCUGUAUCAGAUUCGCAUGAACGACAAACUUGCGGUUUCCAAACUCAUCUCGAAGUACACGAAGUACAACGUCAAGUCCCCGUACGCUCUCUGUUUGCUGAUCAAGCUCACGUGCAAAAUGAUCGAAGAUGAAGGUUACGGAACCGAUUGUCCAAUGUUUAAUUUCGUCGAGAGCUGUUUGCGACACAAAAACGAGAUGGUCGUCUACGAAGCGGCGCACUGUAUCGUGAACAUGAAAUCGACCGGACCGUCAGAGGCCGGUAGAGCAGUUGCCGUUUUGCAGCUGUUCCUCAGUUCUCCGAAAGCGAUGUUGCGUUUCGCGGCCGUCAGAACCCUGAACCGAGUCGCGUGCAACCAUCCGAAAAUCGUGAUGAGCUGCAAUAUCGAUCUGGAACAGUUGAUCUCCGGCACGAAUCGCUCCAUCGCGACACUGGCAAUUACGACCUUGCUGAAAACGGCCUCGAACGAAAGUUCGGUCGAGCGUCUCAUGAAGCAAAUCGAGUCGUUCAUGACGGAAAUAAGCGACGAAUUCAAAGUUGUCGUCGUCGAAAGCAUCCAAUCGCUGUGCGAGAAGUUCCCGAACAAGCAGGGUACGAUGAUGGGAUUCCUGGCUAAGAUGCUCCGAGAAGACGGCGGUUUCGAGUACAAGAAGGCCAUCGUCGAUACCAUCAUCGACAUAAUUCACAGCAACGAGGACAAGAUGGAAAUCGGUCUCGGUCAUCUCUGCGAGUUCAUCGAGGACUGCGAGCACACCAGCCUCGCGGUGAAAAUUCUCUCGCUGCUGGCCACGAAGGGACCCAAGACGAAGAAUCCGUCGAAAUACGUCAGAUUCAUCUACAACCGACUCAUUCUAGAGAACGCUCAAGUCCGCGCGGCGUCUGUCAGUGCCUUGGCGCAGAUCGGCAGCGAGUGUCCGAAUCUAACGAACAAUGUGAUUGUUCUACUUGAAAGAAGUCUCAUGGAUGAGGACGACGAGGUCCGCGACCGCGCCGCCUAUUAUUUGAAGAUCCUCCAAAAAGGAAACACAGACCUCUUUACGCAGCUCACACUGUCCAUCCAUGGGCUGGAAUCGGCGUUGUGCGAAUACCUCAAGUCGGACAUGUCCGUUCCGUUCGACGCGAGCCAGAUCACCUAUGAGCCCCCGGUCAAACAGGCGAAGCCGGCCGCGCCUUUGGCUGUUCCCGAAAAGAAGAUUUCUCCCGGGAAGAAUGUCUAUCAAGAAGAGGUCCUGGAAGUGCCGGAGUUUGCUCAGCUGGGCAACGUUUUCCGAACUAUGCCGCCCAUCGAGCUCACCGAGCCAGAGACCGAGUAUGUGGUUAAAGUUGUUAAGCACAUUUUCGGAGAGCAUGUUGUGCUCCAGUUCAACUGUACGAAUACCGUCAACGAUCAGCUAUUAGAGAAUGUUUCUGUUGAACCCGUCGCGAUGAAUGGCGGCUGGAAGGCGGUACACACUAUCCCGAUCAAGAAGCUUGGCUAUCAAGAAACAGCUUCCUGUUUCGUCUGCUUCCAACAACCCGACCUCUUGGACGGCGCCUACAAUUCUGGAUUCACCAACACGCUCAAGUUCACCGUCAAGGACUGUGAUCCGACGACAGGGGAACCAGACGACAACGACGGAUAUCCCGAUGAAUACGUUCUCGAAGUUUUCGAGGUCUCCCUGUCCGAUUUUAUCCAAAAAGUCGCUAACGUCGACUUCGUCAAUUCGUGGGAGGAAUUGGGACCAGAGAACGAGCUAGAAGACACCUUCGUCCUGAGUGCGUACUCCAGUCUCCAACAGGCGAUCGAGAAGAUCCAAGACUUCCUGGGAAUGCACGCCUGCGAGCGUAGCGAUCAAGUUCCUGAGGGCAAGCAAACACACGUAUUGAUUCUCGCUGGAACGUUCGUCAAUGGUGGAAGAAUUCUCGUUCGAGCGCGUUUGGCUCAUGAUCCGACAAUGACGCAAGGUGUCACGAUGAACAUGACUGUGAGAUCGAACGAUGAGUCCCUCCCCGAAUUAAUUCUGACGUCCCUCGCGUAAGGAGUGCACAUAAACCAACACCGUUCGGAGACUCCCUUGCUAUUUUUUUAAAGUCUCUAGGAUGAUUUAUUGAAUUCCAUUGAAAAUAAAUCAAUGCCUUAAA
Molecule: messenger RNA, 2841 nt
Organism: Galendromus occidentalis (western predatory mite)
Lineage: Eukaryota; Metazoa; Arthropoda; Arachnida; Mesostigmata; Phytoseiidae
Gene: gammaCOP
Product: coat protein (coatomer) gamma
Exons: 6
Coding region: 123-2738 (871 amino acids)
Biological process (GO): endoplasmic reticulum to Golgi vesicle-mediated transport; intracellular protein transport; intra-Golgi vesicle-mediated transport
Cellular component (GO): endoplasmic reticulum; endoplasmic reticulum-Golgi intermediate compartment; Golgi membrane
Molecular function (GO): structural molecule activity
Source: RefSeq, a predicted model, not a curated record